Molecule: messenger RNA, 1230 nt
Organism: Penicillium canescens
Lineage: Eukaryota; Fungi; Ascomycota; Eurotiomycetes; Eurotiales; Aspergillaceae
Exons: 5
Coding region: 1-1230 (409 amino acids)
Biological process (GO): transmembrane transport
Cellular component (GO): membrane
Molecular function (GO): transmembrane transporter activity
Source: RefSeq, a predicted model, not a curated record
AUGGUCGACGAGGAGAAAAGCACACAAGACUCGGUCCAGCGCGAAGCAGCCCAGAGGGGUCUCCAGAAGACUGAUUCCAAUUCGUUUACAUGGAACACCGACCACAAAGACUUCCCACGUAAUUGGACACUCUGGCGCAAAACCUACGACGGGCUGCUCAUUUUCUUCCUGGAAUUUUUUACGACCGUCAUCAGCACGACGGGUCCAUCAGCCACCGAGCCUGCUAUGAAAGAGUACAGACUGAGCAGGGUGAUCGCUUUGACGUGUUUCCAAUUCAUGUAUGGCAUAGGACAAGCUCUUGGAGGGCUAGUCAUGCCGCCCUUCUCCGAAACGCUAGGUCGACGGAAGUCCUACUUGUUUUCGGCAGCUUUAUACAGCAUUUCGUCUCUGUUAGUCGGGAUCGUGCCUUCACCUGAGCAGGCUGUGGUUCCUCUGGCUAUGGAACUGCAGUACCACGUUUGUGCCGGUUGGCGGUGGAUCUUUCAUACAUCAGCUAUCACUUCCGCCGUUUUAUUUGUUCUCCUUUUUGCCGUCAAAGAGAGCCGGCCAACCAAACUGCUUUCGGAACGAUUGGAUAGUCUGCAGUCAGAGGUCGGGAGUCUUGACUUGGAUCUUACCAAUCCAGAUCGCCCUACUCGCCCGUACGAAUUCUUGACUGUUAUACUCCUACGACCAGCCCGGUUAGGUAUGACGGAGCCUAUAAUCAUUCUUGUCGCGUCCAUUAGUGCGACGGUAUGGGGCAUGGUAUAUCUCUUCACGGAGAGCUUCACAGUCGUUUACAGCCAGUUUGGCUGGGCUGAAACGUCCACUUCGCUGCCUUUUAUUGCUCUGUUACCCGGUGUUUUACUUGGCGGCUUCGUUCGCUUGUGGGACCAACAUCAAAUGAACAAUAGGCAAAGGAAUGGAGUUAGCCCUAAGCCUGAAGACAAGAUCAACGGUUUUGCAAUUGCAGCUCCAGCACUCGCUGUCGGGCUCUGGGUUUUUGGCUGGACAGUCCCACCACUGGUUCACACGCACUGGAUCGUUUCCAUGUUCGGUCUUGCCCUGAUUGGUUUUGCUGUGAAUGAGUUCGCAUACACUCUAAGCGGCUACAUUGCUGACUCGUACACAAUUUAUGCAUCCUCAGGCCUGGCCGCUGUGGCUUUCCUACGAGGAACAUUAUCAGGCAGCAGUCGCGACAUUGUUCUGCGUGACACCGUAUAUAUUCCUCAAGCAUGGCCUGCGGCUUAG